AUUAUAGUUUUCUCCGAAAUUAACUGCUCUGACCCAGAUUUAAAGUAUGGUGUGACCGAAUAUUAUUGAUAGAGCAAUGCCACGAACCCAAGACGCAGAUGAUCCCGCCAAUUUCGACUACACUUCCAAGUUCACUUCAGAUGAGAUAGAGGAGUAUAGAGAUGCCUUCUCUGUCUUUGAUACAGAUAAUGAUGGGAUCAUCACAACGAAAGAGCUUGGAACUCUUCUCAGGUCAUUAGGACAGAACCCCACGGAAGCUGAAGUUACAGAAAUUAUAAACGCUGUUGAUGCUGAUAAGAACGGUUUUUUGGAGUUUAAAGAGUUUGUGGCUAUGAUGGGAAACAGAAUCACUAACGAGACCAUGGAGAGAGAACUCAAGGAAGCCUUCAGAGUGUUUGACAAGGACGGUGAUGGAUUUAUCAGUGCUGAGGAAUUUAGAACCUUGAUGACGUCAUCAGGAGACAGACUUACUAUUGAUGAGGUGAACGACUUGAUCGCGUUCGCAGAUAUAGACGGUGACGGGGUGAUAGACUACCUAGAGUUCGUCAGCCUGAUGAUGAACUUAAACUUUGACGAGCGAAAUGCGCAGAGCGCCCCCCAACCCCAAAGUUGCCCCUCAACUCCUGGCUCAGAGACUAGUUCGGGUAGUCGCAGACCUAACGGAGUAGGGUCCAGCCCGCCAGAGAUGAAAGCCAAGAAGAAACAACCACCAGUGCAGAGACGUUAACAAGACGGGCAGUUUGGGGAGUAAAGUAUUGGGUUUAGUGCACUGGGAACUAGAAGUGGUAUAUGACUGACUAUAGGGAUCAGUUUCCAGAAGAACUAUAACGGUAUUGAGUAUUAUGGUCAUUCAGUGCAGAAUUUAACACCAUUUGAAUGCUCUGGUUCGUGCAGAGAGAAGGAGAGUUACAGAAGAAACUCAACAUAGUGAUGAUGAUGUAAUUUUAUUUUUAGCUUUACUGUAUUGAUUUGAAUUGAGCUUGACAAAUUGAAAAGACUGAAUAACUGCAAUACAACUGCAAAAUCUAUAGGAUAAAAAUAAAAUUAUACUCAAAAUCUUUGUAAAAACAGUCGUAACAUAGAGCAGGGUUAAAAAUAGCUUACCGAUAGGUUUUUAGUUAAAUAGCGGAAAUUGAUAUAACGUUAAAUGCGGAUCUGAAUUACCCCAUUUUGCUGAAUUUACAUAUUUCAAGAUGAUUCUGUCAGAA
Bolinopsis microptera is the source of this 1208-nucleotide messenger RNA. RefSeq names its product calmodulin-A-like. Gene Ontology annotation, cellular component: myosin II complex. The coding region runs from base 77 to 727 and encodes 216 amino acids. Lineage: Eukaryota; Metazoa; Ctenophora; Tentaculata; Lobata; Bolinopsidae. The record is from RefSeq and is a predicted model, not a curated record. Gene Ontology annotation, molecular function: calcium ion binding. The transcript has 4 exons.